UUUUAUAUUUUCAAAAAUGUUGCCAAACUAUCACCUAUUGGUCCAAAUGUUUGGCGCCAAGAAAUGGCGGUUUGUUUGCACUCAAUGAAUGGGUCAAUGAAUUUGUAGAUCACUUUGGGAAGUGAUAAUCGCAUCAAUGACUUCAUGAACUGUAUGUUAGUACAAAAAAAGUGAUAGAUUUUCGUGUCAAUGAUGGAUACGCCGACCAAACGAAAGUUAUCACCAAUUAGUCCACAGUUUAUGAAACCGUCGGAUCUGUUUCGCAAACGAAAGGAACGAAAGACGUCUAAAGUCUCGCCAUCGAAGAUAUCGCCGUCAAAGACAUUAUAUUCACCGCUCAAAUGUUUACAAAAUUAUGACAACUGUUCAAACAUAGUGUCUCCGCAAAAGACAUUUUCACCAUUCCGUCAGAAACGGACUCCGAAACGAAAUCAAAUUAGAAACUCUUUUCCAAUCGUCAAGAAGUUGUCGUCGACGCCGCCGAAAGGCAAACGAAAACUUAACUUUCAGACAAUUAGCGACAAAAAUGUAUUGAAUUUCGAUGAAAAUGCUAACAUAGAAUCGGCCAACUGUUCGGCGAAUUUUCCGCUAAAUCGUGACUCAAAGCAGGAUCUCAUUGAUUGGACACUUAAGACAAGAUUGCGUUUUGUGUCGGACAAAGCGUUUGCAUUUCGAGGUAGUUUUCGGGCUACUGAAGAAUCUGCCGGAAUCAGCGGUUUUGUUCGAUGUUUGACCAGUAAAGCCAACAUUGAUACGGAUUCUCUUAGCAAUCAGUCCAAUCAAGACUCWAUGGACACUAGUUUUGCUUCACAAUUGCACAAACAAUGUCUUAUUUGGUCUCAUCCAUCACUUCCAUGGCUUACAUUAUUUCCUCGCAAUGAGAGUCAUAUGAAACCAGGAGCUCCCUUAUCAUCAAAGGCGCCAACAUUUUCUAUAAUCCCGAACACACCGCUUGCCGACGCUCUGCACACAGAUUGGUGCAAAAGUCUUAAAUCAUUAUAUCAAUUGUUAAAAGCCAAACACUGUCCAUAUUUCUAUGUCUGUGCCAACACAUUUACUAUACUGUUUCGCGCGUCCGGAGUGGCCGACUCGGACGACAUUCACGUGUUUGUAACGCCAACGAGUACCGGCUUCAGGAAAUUAUUGACCGACGAAGGCAUAAACUUUUCGUUGCCAUUUUGUGAUAAUAAAAAUACGACAAACUCUGAAGAUAAUACUACUUCAGGUUACCAUAGUAUUAAUAUACCACCUAUUUUGUCAUCAAAUGACCAGAAAAACAUAGCCGAUAAUUGUGAUGUCGGCGAUGAUAAUGAAGAGUCGCCGCACGUUUGGUUAGAAAGUUUAGGACUGAGUCAACAAGAUUUUCCUUCACUUCAAUCUAAACGAAAGAAUCGAAGUACAGAUAAUGCUGUUUCUAAAGUCAAGUCAUUAGUUUUAAUCAAAGGAAUGGCAAACACUCAGCUAUUUCUGAAUUUUUUACUAAAUGCCCGCAUUUGUGUGGCCAACAGUGGCCCACUAUCAGGCAUACCGCCGACACUUCUUUCGCCGACCGCUUUUCACGGAUCAACUCUACAAUCGUUAAAAGURAAGCAAACGGUCUCUGAAAUUGGCGACAAUCAGUCAUACAACUGYCUGGAAGUGUCGGGUCCUAUACUACCAAACUGUAUGAACGGUUUGAUAAAUUUAAUGAAAGAAACGCACGACUCAUUUAAGGCAUCGUUUGCUACAUAUGAGCCGACACAGGCUUUCAGUUCGGUAAUGGUGUCCAAAGAGCCUAACGUGACGUCGCGUGCGUUUGCCAUCGAAAAUCUCAAAGACUGCGGACUCGACAAACAAUUUCUUUCAAAUGUCUGCUCCGAUGACUGUCGGGCCAGUGAACCGAUUAAUAAAUUAAUUGUCAAAAACUCUAUAGUUUUAUACAACCAAAAUUUUUAAUGAUAAUUUUUUAUUAUUAAAAUUUAGACAUAAUUUA
This is a messenger RNA of Oppia nitens, 1972 nucleotides long. It is a transcript of the gene hd, whose product is annotated as protein downstream neighbor of Son-like. The transcript has 2 exons. Gene Ontology annotation, biological process: nuclear DNA replication. Lineage: Eukaryota; Metazoa; Arthropoda; Arachnida; Sarcoptiformes; Oppiidae. The record is from RefSeq and is a predicted model, not a curated record. Gene Ontology annotation, cellular component: nucleus. Bases 190 to 1935 code for a protein of 581 amino acids.